Molecule: messenger RNA, 6173 nt
Organism: Wasmannia auropunctata (little fire ant)
Lineage: Eukaryota; Metazoa; Arthropoda; Insecta; Hymenoptera; Formicidae
Biological process (GO): peptide catabolic process; proteolysis
Cellular component (GO): cytoplasm
Molecular function (GO): metalloaminopeptidase activity; zinc ion binding; peptide binding
Source: RefSeq, a predicted model, not a curated record
UUUCGCGAGUCGUGUUCGGAAUGGUCCACUUACCUCUCUUUCCUCGAAGAGUAUAAUACCUCUUGCUCCGAAAGAACCUGACGAUAAGAUUAGAGGUGGCAGCGACAUUUCUUUUUUAACGACACAUCCUAUCGUCACGGUCUUAUAAGGCCUGAAGUUUUGACCAGGCUGUCUUUCACUAAAUCUCGUCUCUGCGGGGACGAGGGAUCAAACCCGCACGGCUCUCCAUCUUUAAUUUAGUUUUAAGGUACGAUGUUAAUAAUGAGAUUCUUGCUGCCAUUAAUGCUUGUCCUAGCGUCUUGCUGGGCAAGCAAACCUAUAUUACAUGUGACUUCUCAAGCUACGCAACAAUUAGACGACUAUAGGUUACCGUCAGAAGUCGUACCUACUGAAUAUGAAAUUUUAUUGACACCGACUUUCGAGUCCGGGACAGAAAAAGAUAAAAAUUUUACUUUCGAAGGAUGGUCUAAAAUCAAUCUCGAUAUUAAGAAUUCUACAAAUAUCAUAACAUUCCAUGCUUCCAAAGAACUUGAUAUCGAAAAUAAAAAAAUUACGCUGAUACAUGGUGGCGAGAACAUACGAGCAAUACAACCAAUACAAGUUUUGCGUGAUACACGAAGAGACUUCGUACAACUCAUUUUUAUGGAACCUAUUCCUGCACCAAAUACUGCAAUACUAUCUUUGAGUUAUACUGGGACGUUAAAUGAUGAAUUACGUGGAUUCUACAGAAGUUCUUACCAGAAUAAGGAUGGAGAAACAAAGUGGCUUGCAACGACUCACUUUGAACCAGUAAGCGCGAGACAGGCCUUCCCAUGUUGGGACGAACCGGAAUUAAAAGCACAAUUUACCAUUAGAAUUAAAGUUCCUAAAAUUGAUAAUUACACUGCAAUUUCGAAUAUGCUUUAUACAAACGUUACGAAAGAUAGAGAAUACAUUUUCAUGAAGACACCAAAAAUGUCUACUUACCUCGUGGCUUUUGUAGUUUCGGAUUUCACAGCUCUACAGAACAAGGCUAAUAAUUUUAGCGUUUUUGCGAAACCCACGAUAGAGGAGAGUGCGAAAACAUUUGCAUACGACUACGGAUUGAACACAUUAGAAGUGCUAAAGGAAUUUACCAGCAUCGAUUAUUACGAUAGAACGCCCAAGAUGGAUCAAAUUGCAAUUCCAGAUUUCGGGGCUGAUGCUAUGGAAAAUUGGGGUCUUGUGACGUACAGAGAACCUCAACUUUUCUACAUAAAGGAGAAAUCCACUACGGAAAAGAAGCAAGCUAUAGCGACAACAAUAGCUCACGAGUUCUCUCAUCAAUGGUUUGGUAAUUUGGUUACUUGCAAAUGGUGGAAUGAAAUCUGGCUAAAUGAAGGGUUUGCUACCUUCUAAUAUUAUAUUACCGAUAAGGUUAUUCCAAAAAUGUAUGAGAAACAAAAUUGGCGUCUUAUGGAACAAUUUGUAGUUAAAAAUCUCCAAGCAUCGUCAUUUGUUGUUGAUGCAAGUAGUAAAGCUCGCCCAUUAAGGCCUAAAACCCCCGUACAAACUUCUACCCAAAUUCGAAGCUUAUUCGACGACAUUGCCUACAGAAAAGGUGCUUCUGUUCUUUAUAUGAUGCAAGGAUUCUUAUCGGAUGAAGUUUUCCAGGAAGGACUUAGACAAUAUCUAACUGUCCACGCGGAGAAAGGAGUUGACUCUAACGAUCUCUUCAAGUCUAUUCAAAGUGUAUUAAAUGAUACACUAAUAGAAAAAUAUUUGCCGAACAAUGAAACUGAAAUUGCGGACGUUAUGCAAAAUUGGGUAAACGAACCUGGAUAUCCCGUCAUCACCGUCACGUGGAAAGAGAACUCAACUGAUGUAGUUAACAUAAAGCAGGAACGAUUCUUCUUAGUGAAACCGGCGAAAGAGGAUAAGACUCAGUGGUACAUACCCCUUACUUAUGUAACAGAAGCUAAGCCCGAAGAGAAAAAAUCUCACUGGAUGAUACCAGGAACGAAUGAUACCUCACUUCAGAUACUGAACAAUACAUUAUGGAUACUUUUCAAUAAGGAUCAAAAAGGAUACUAUCGUGUAAAUUACGACGAUACAAAUUGGCAGCGUCUAGCGACGGCCUUAACGACGGAAGAUCAUGCAAAAAUAAACGCGAUUAAUCGCGCCCAACUGAUCGACGAUGCGUUAAAUCUCGCGCGUGCAGGAUACGUGAAAUAUGACAUUGCAUUGCAGAUGACGACGUAUCUGUCGGGUGAGAAGGAUUAUAUUCCAUGGUAUGCCGCUGUCAGAGCAUUCGAUUAUCUGGACAGCGUAUUAGUGGGUACGAAGAAAUACCCAGAGUAUCAUAAAUACAUCGCUGAUAAAAUAACGGCUUUUGCAACGGCAGUCGACUAUAAAGAAUGGGAAAAAGGUUCGCAUGUAGAUAAACUCGCCAAAGUGUUGGCGCUAAACACGGCUUGUAAAUAUGGACUGGACGAUUGCACGAACUUCGCUAAACAGAAACUCACAGAUUGGUUGGAUGACAAGAAGGAUGAGAAAAAACAGGCUGACGAGGACGGAGAUAAGAAGAAGGACACGAGCCUCUCGCCGGACAUGAGAAAGGGAAUUAUUUGUGCCGGAUUGCGAAAUGCAGACAUGGAAACGUGGAACAAGGCUCUAGAAAAGUACAAAGAUAACGGAGAUAAAGAUGAAAAGGCGGAUCUACUGGCCGGUCUUGGUUGCGCCACGUCCAAGGAAAUCGUCCAGAAAUUCCUUGAGUUAACUCUUGAGAAGGAGCCUAAAGAAAAAAUCGUCCAGAAAUUCCUUAAGUUAACUAUUGAGAAGAAGCCCAAAGUUGAAGUUAAUAUUUUUGAUGCGAUGAAUUCGAUAUUUGCGGGUAACGCCGAAUCCUUCGACAUUCUCAUAGAAUUUAUCUACAAGAAUAUUGGGGAGAUCCAAAAGGCAGAUAAAGAAGAUAACUCGAUGCUCGCUGCCCUCCUUAAUAAUCUUUCCAACCGAGUCGUAACAUUGGUGCAAUAUACACAGUUGUCACUACUUGUACAUGGGCUACUGCAGAAAACAGAAAAUGUUCAAUUGUUCGAAGGGGUAGUCCGACUUGUCUGGGUUCAAACCUAUCAGGGCGAGGUUGAAAAGUGGUUAGCAGAUAAUUGUAAAGUUUGUCAAAAAGAAGGAGAAAAGCCAGACUCCGCAAGUUCCAUUACUGUGGCAACGUUCCUUCUAAUUAUUUCAUUGUUAAUCACACGAUUCAGCCGAUUUUCUUCACAAGUAGAAGCACUUUACUAUCGUGCAUCUAGCCGCCGCAACGUUUCGCAGGAUUUCCGCAAUUAUAUUUGCGUAAAUAUACAGAGCAGAAAGAUAUUUGAAAAGACAGUUGGCAUGGCGUUUCUGAAAAUAUUAGUGAAUGUCGGUCUAAUAUUCACCGUUGCGACGGCUCUUCCUGUUGACGGAGAUUCAGGGAAUGACUUGAGCGCGGCAGUCAAUUACCGUUUACCAGACAACGUAGUGCCAGUGCAUUACGACAUCGAGCUGACACCAUAUAUCGAGGAGGAUAAGUUUAUCUUUGAUGGUAAAACUCUUAUCACCAUCGAUAUCCGUCGUGCAACGCGGGACCUAAGCCUGCACGCGCUGGAUUUGACGAUAAAUGAAACAGCGACGUCAUUGAUCAGCAGCGACAUCGGUAGCUAUGCACCUGUGGCGCAUAAUUAUGACAAUACAACGGAAAUCUUAACCCUUCACUUUGAUGAUGAACUACCCCCUGGAAUUUACAAUCUAUCUAUGCAAUUCGUCGGUAUUCUAAACGACGAGUUGCAUGGCUUCUUCAGAACAUCAUAUUUCAAUGAGAAAAAAGAGAGAGUGUGGUUGGCCGCAACGCAUUUCGAGGCAACCUGGGCGCGACGAGCUUUCCCAUGUUGGGACGAGCCAGCAUUAAAAGCCACUUUCGCUAUCGCUAUAAGACAUCAUCAAAACUACACAGCUGUGUCAAAUAUGCCGAUACGGGAUAAAUUGGACGACGGAUACGGCAUGAUGUGGACGAUCUUCGACACGACUCCGAUCAUGUCUACCUAUCUCGUGGCGUUCGCGGUGACCGAUUAUGUUCGUAUUCCUAACGCAGAUGAAACGCUCAACAUGUGGUGCAGAUCAGCAUUGGCUCCGCAUUCAAAAUUCGCACAGGUGGUUGCUCAAAAGGCCAGAGACAUAUUGACCGAAUACACCAACAGCACCGACAAAGUUCCGAAAAUGGAUCAUUUAGCGGUUCCGGAAUUCACCGCUGGUGCCAUGGAAAAUUGGGGACUCAUUAUUUACUACGAACCCGACUUUGCGUACAAUGAAGAAACAGAUAGACUACUGCAUAAACUAAGAGUAGCGGUGACAGCAGCACAUGAAAUGGCACAUCAAUGGUUUGGGAAUGUGGUCAGUCCGUUAUGGUGGUCUCACGUGUGGCUAAACGAGGGAUUUGCAUCAUUCUUCGAAGAAUUAAUUCUUAAUGAGAUUUUCAAGGAAUGGCAAAUAAUGGAUUUCUUUGUUGUCAAAGUUCAACAAGCAGCUCUACAUAUUGACGUUGCGAAGCGUAUGAAGCCUAUUACAUACGAAGUUAACACUCCCAUAGAAAUUCAAUCACUCUUCUCUUAUUCCAGUUACGGCAAAGCACCCGCUAUACUGCGCAUGUUACAGCAUACUAUUACCCCUAAGGUGUUUCGGAACGGUAUCAUUAGAUAUUUACAUAAACACCAGUUUAAUUCGACUACUUCCGAUGACCUAUGGAACGCCUUGCAAAUAGCCCUCGACGAAUCAGAAGUUCCACAUAAUGACUACAGAUUGAAAGAAGUAAUGGAUACCUGGUUAAAACAAAGGCAUUUCCCUGUGGUACGCGUGACCCGAAACUACGACACCGGUGAAACGAUACUAACGCAAGAACAUUUUCGAUCAGAGAGCGAAGACGAGCACAUCGAUAGCGAUAAGUGGUGGAUACCUUUGUCUUAUGUUACACAAACGAAUCCCGAUUUCUCCAGUACUCUACCCACUCAUUGGCUAAGACCACAAGAUAAAAAUAUCAGCAUUGAUGGAGUCGAUCCAAAUGACUGGAUCAUAGUUAAUGUGCAGCAAAUGGGAUACUAUCGAGUUAAUUACGAUGAUACGAAUUGGCGAAAAAUUGCGACAUAUCUCAAUUCUGACAAUUACACAAAAAUACAUGUGCUUAAUCGAGCUCAAAUCAUUGAUGAUGCUUAUCAUCUUACGAUAGCAAAUCAACUUGAUAUAGAGAUAUACCUGGAUCUUGUAAAUUAUUUGUCGCGGGAAACAGAUUUUGUAGUAUUAUAUUCUAUGUUUAAUAUAUUAGAAUUUACGGAAGAUUUGUACAGAAUUCCAGAAAAUUAUUAUCUUAAGGAAUACGUACUGCGUAUUUUGAAUGAGCUUAUUAAAGACGUAGGAUACGAUGAAGAUCCUGCAGACGAUGAUAUUACAAAGCUUAAGAGAUACAACAUUUUAAAAUGGGCGUGUGCUUUCGGUCACUCUGAAUGCAAGAGAAUAGCUGCUGUUAAAUUAAAUGAAUUUCUUGCAAAUCCUGAAAUGCACAGAGUGUCUGCAGACUUCAAAGAAUGGAUGUUUUGUAAUGGUAUAAUGGAAGCCAAUGCGUCUACUUGGAAUGAAUUAAAGGAUAUGUAUUACGUCGAUAACGACGAAGAUACAUUGGAGUACUUGGGUUGCUCUGAAAAUUCUAAUAUCCUGAUCGAUUUUGUUAAUACAAGUGUCUCGGAUGAUUUAAUAAUGGAACAUCAAAACGAAAUUAUUUCAAAUAUUAUUCAAAAACAUUCAGACAACGAUGAAGUACUUGAUUAUAUGUUGGAAAAUUUACAAGAAAUAACUCCUAAAAAGAAGGUUAAAGAACAAACAUUAGUAGGUAUUGUUCAUAGCGUGCACUCUCAUAAACGACUUGACAAGAUAAGCGGCUUUGUAAAAAACAAUAUCAAAGGAGUAGCAUCCACAAAUAUUCAAAAAAUAAUAGAAGAACGAAAAUCUAACCUGGCAAAUGAAUAUAUCAAACCACCACAUAUGAAAAAAAAUAGAACUGUAGAAGAACCAUGAGUCAAAAGGGAGAAUAAUUAUAUAACAUAGAUAUCUACCUGUAUCUUUAAGAUUUAUAAUUUUGGAGAUUACUAGAGAGUUUCUCCUUUUUUAAGUUACAAUAAGUUAUAAGAUAU